GAUCGCUAGACCACCUGCGCCGCUAGACCACCUGCGCCCAGACGGCUGGCGGGGUUCGUCCGGUUCUGGCUCAAGACUCUGGGGCUCCGCUACUGCUUCAGUCUGCCCUUUCGCUGUAUCCCCGUGACCCACCCUGUCCGAACAGUUGGGCCGCCGUUUGGCCCCGCUGCCGCGCCAACACAGGGUUUUCUCUCCGCCAUGGGCGGCGGGGCAUCAUCGGGCGAAUCGCCGGCUGAUAAGGUGAACCGUCUUGAAAGAAAUAUUUCACAGUACGAAAGAGAGACAAAUGAUAAAGUGAACGCGGCGGUGCAAAAAUUGGCCAACCAACAGCGGGAGAACGAACAGUUGAAGAAGGAUUUGAAGAGGCGGAUCGAGGAGACCGAAUUGAUGAAGAGCGAAAUGCAGCAGCAGAUGGAGGAGCUAAUGGGCCAUAUGGAGGAUCUAAUGCGCCAUAUGCAGGAGCAGAUGCGCAAGGCGCGCGAGGAUGCCGAAGAGUUGAAGAGCCAGAUGCAGCAGGAGACCGAAACGUUGAAGGGCCAGAUGCAGGAGCAGAUGCAGGAGAUCGAAACGUUGAAGAACCAGAUGCAGGAGCAGAUGCACGCCACCUUGCAGCACUCCAAGGAAGAGAGGGACGAGGUGGCGCAGAGGACAAACACAUUGGAGAAGAAGAUGGGCGACGCCGUGAAGAAGAGCGGCGAGGAUUUGAAGCAACUUACACAAUUCCUCGUUGCCAAAAAGAAAGCAGGCGACACCCUGCGCACGGUCGGCAAUGGAUUGGCAACGUUCUUGGAUACCCUCUACCUAGUAUGCUACUUUCCGUGGUGGCUUGUCUACAAGUUCCUGCGCGGUCGCUCCAACAACGCCGUCGUUCCUAGUGGAGAGUCAGAGGACGAGGAGGCGGGAGCAAUCACAGAACCUCGGGACGAUGCCGCAGGCCAUCCACGCGAUGUCGACAGCAGGGGCAGCGCAAACACCAUCCCUAUACCCGUGUGGUGGGGAGGCGUUGCCAACAGUGUUGGAGUAUCUCUCCUCGUUGCAGUGGGAUCUUCAAAUGGCCAAGUGGACGCCCUGAUGAACAACCGUGUCCUGCUCCUGGCCCUAUGGCCAAUCAUGGUCUUGACUUGUUCUGCCGCGGGCAUGGCUACGCUUGACCUGGCGAUGGGGGGCCAGAAAGUGAAGACCACCAUCUGCGCGUGCUUCCAGCUCGAGGACUUCAAUAUGGUGUCUGACCGUUGCUUCUUCCUAGCCGCUCUCGUGCCAGCGGUCGCGGCAAACUUAAUCCUGUAUUAUUUUCUCAGGGAACUUACAUAUUCAUCAGAGUGCUCGCGGGACAUCACUUCGAACAUGGCUGGUGUAUCUUACUGCUUCACCGACAUUGCCAAUGAAUUGGAAAUUGGAUUGGAAGUUUGCUGCCGCGUCUCCCAAGAAGCACGGUUCACCUUCUCCACGUUCCUGGCAUUCUUGUCGGGAAACGUGUCUGCCGGCGUGUUCGUGGCGAGGGCCGCCAUGGGCGUAGAAGUCAAAAGCCAAGCUAAAGUCACAGUUCCGGGUCAGUCGGACGCGAACGGAGAAGACAAAGAGCAGGCCACAGAGGCCUCGGCGGAGCCCGCGGAUCUGGGGCCCCGAUCCGCGGGCCAAGCCGAUGCCCGCGGAUCUGAGGCUCAACUUCUGAGCUGAUGUAGUCGCGCCUUCGUACCAGCGGCUCCUGGCACAGCCCCUCUGUGCGUAGGCUGGGGAUCUCUCAUAUCUAAUGCCUCCGCCUCGUGAUCUCUCCUGGAGAAUCCCCCGUCACCUUCAGUUUUCCAGCAGCCUCCGUCCUUCCCCCGCUCUUCUUGCUCCUUCCGCCGCCGGGCCGCCGGCGCGGCCCUCGUCGUCGUCGUCGUCGUCGUCGUCGUCGUCGUCGUCGUCGUCGUCGUCGCCCUCGGCCCUUACGAGGGGCGGUGGUCCAGCGCGGCCCCAGCCGAACUUUUCAAUCGCAGGGAUCGUACUUACCCGCGCGGCUCCUGUCGCGCGCGUGCGACGUGCGGGCGUGGAGGGACAGCGACCGUCGCGCUCAGGCAUCGCUGGUCCUGUAUCACUCAGGGCUUUCUGCUAAAGAUUUUUCGCAGUGGAACUUUUUUCCAUGGUUCGCAACUGCUUUGAAAAGUUAAUCGUGACAGAAAUUGGGGCUUCAAUGGGGCCGACCGCAAGCCCCAAAUCGGCCCCAAACGGGAAACGAAACGCUGCUGCAUCGACACUUCUGGGUAUGUAUCUUUUUGUGCUGCACUCUUGACCCUACGAGUUGCGGGACCAUUCCAGCAGUAGCCUUCGUGCUUUGCAGUGCACGCCCGCGAGACAGCCAUUCGCAGGCCCGAUGCGGCAGGCAUGGCGUCGGGCCGCGAGCGCUCCGAGUUUCACCUCCUGCGAAUGCGGCAGGGUGUACGUGGCCGCUGCACUGUCCAAGAGUCGACACAACAAAGCGUUGCUGUUGAGGCUGCGAGUUUCUCGCGCUGGUUUACGAGUGCCAGGGCGCACGAACAAAAAAAAAAAAAGAGAGGCCCAAGAAGCAAAAGUCGUGCCAUUCCUAUGGGACAACGUAUAUUUUUCGC
Messenger RNA from Prorocentrum cordatum, 2588 nucleotides. The record is from the annotation of a GenBank genome assembly. NCBI's taxonomy places the organism in Eukaryota, Dinophyceae, Prorocentrales, Prorocentraceae.